CACUUAUAGUGGCAACACCAUAAGGCACGCUCGGCGUUCCUGCAAAUGGUGUUCGCUUGACGGGUGAUCGCUCGCCGUCAAAAUGCAAUCGCGAUGUUUUAAACGUAAUUAAAACACUAAUUGGACAUAUUUUCACGUUAAUAAACCACCGUGAAUGAUAUAAGCGGCACUCCAGUAUUUACUUAUAAUCUAGUCUAAAAAGUUUCUAUAUUCUUUGUACUUAUAUAAUCUGUGAUACAUUUGGAUUUGUGCAAUUUAUCGGCCAAAGAUAUAUUAUGUUAAACUAAUCGGUUAUGGAAACCAAUAUGGCGUUACCUCCACAGCAGUUUUGCGUGAGGUGGAACUCCUAUCAUACUAAUUUACAGUCAGUAUUUCCUCGUCUUCUCCUCACGGAGCAGUUCGCCGAUGUGACGUUGGCCUGUGAGUCUCGGCAGUUGAGAUGUCACAAGUUGGUCCUCUCCGCCUGUUCGGCCUAUUUAGAGAGAUUGCUGCUUCAGAAUCCUUGCAAGCAUCCCAUCGUGCUUAUGAGGGAUAUGAGGUUCAGUGAAAUGCAAGCGCUAGUGGAUUUCAUGUAUAAAGGAGAAGUUAACGUAACUCAGGAGGAACUCCCCAGUCUACUGAAGUCCGCUGAAGCGCUGCAGAUCAGAGGCCUAUGUUCGAGUGACCCCGGUUCGCUCUCAGAAGUUAAGACUGAGAACAAGGACUAUUCGGUGGCGAGUGAGGCCUUGGUUGCGCACGCGCAGCGAGACAAUACUAACGGCCAACAACAGCAAAAGAUAACAACGAACGGACAGAAGAAGCGUAAAUCAGAAGAGAGGGAGAGGGGUUCCGAAGUGAAAGAGGAGACGGUAGAAGAGGAUGGACUUUACUACGGCGAGUUGGACCAGGAGCAUAUGGAGUAUCAGGAGGAAGAGGAAACUAGCAAACCCGGAAGUAGCUUAGGACAAACUUCGGGUGUGCGGACCUCCACGGAAAUUGUGACGCGACAUUUCAUCGACAUGGAUGGAAUACCUCUGAACGUGCACGCGAGGCCGAGGCUAGUCGGACGGCGACCGAACGCAAUCGUCAACAUAGAGACAGACGUAUUUCAAGAGAAAUCGUACAAGCAAUAUUCGUCUCAGCAUCUGCGAGACGCGUUGAUUGCCGUCAAAAAGGGAUAUAGCGUCUAUGCUGCUUCGAAUAAAUAUGGCGUGCCGCGGAAAACUUUACGGAACUGGAUGGAAAAGUAUGAUAUAAAAAGUCAAUUUUCUAAAGGACGACGCGGGACAAAUAGGCCGACACAAAUUUUGGAUCCUUUAGACUUAAUGUCGGAAACCAGGUCCGAGAGGUUUGAAGAUGGUCUGUAAGGUCAAAACUUAGCAGGUGGUUUCGAUAUAAAAUGUUAUCCAUCGAGAUUUAUGUAUGACCUUUAAAAAUUAUAGCUCAAAGAGUGCAAUUAUACUGCGGUAUUUCUUGAGGAGGAUAAGAAAUACCUACCAGAUAGCACGUGAUUAAGGAAUAUAAAUUAAAAAUGGUUUGAAAGUUUUAUACAACAUGUAAACCCCUAAUUUAAAUGUAUGCAUUUAGCCUUUUAUUCAAGUACACGUUUACUUAAUAUGCCAAAAGUAUUUUAGACUGUAAUCGUAAAAUAUUAUUAGGAUUAACUGUAUAGUUAAAAGUCAAGUUUUGUCUUAUUUAUUCAAUAAAAAAUGAAAGUAUUUAUUUGUACAAAAUAUCACCAUCUAUUGUGUCUAGUAAGUAUAUUUAUUUUAAGUCAAUUGAAGAUGUACUUAGAUAGCUAUAAUUAACCAAUACAAUCUUCAUAAUAUUAUUAGUGUUUAUGAGUGUUAAUAAUUAAAAGUCGCGGGUCUUGUUUUUUUAAUCUAGUCUAUACAUAAACAUAAUUUCAGUUACAUUUUACAUUAUUUAUGUACCCCUGCAUUGAUUUAUGUACUUACGAUUAAUAUAAUAAAUUUAUGUAAUUUUACAUGUAUAGGUAGGUAUUGUAAGUGUUAACAGCCUGCAACAUAGUUUUGUAAACUACUAUUUUUUUAUAUUGCAAUUUAAUUUCUACCAAAAAUAUUAUGUGCCAAUGUUUAAUUUUAAUUUUGUUCCUAAAAACCAAAGUUGGUCAUAAAGAAUUUAUUUAAAUGAAUUUAGCUAUAUAAGGAAUUUACGAAAAAAAUAAUUAGCAAGAAUCAUUAGAUCAAUUUAAUAAAUAAGCAAGUUUUGUAACGGUCGGGGAUUUUAUAUGCUCCAGCAGGUGGAAUUUAUUCAUUUUAAUAUCGAUUUCGGCGUAAAUAAUUUGUUUUUAUAAGCACUUGUAAUGACGACACGUGUGUGACAUCGUCGUAUAUUGAGAGCUAGUGCAUUAAAAUCGAGUUUCGUUGCAAGAGACCACCUAAUUAUGAAGUAAUUGAAAUCGUUAUGGAUCUUACAGAGAGACCUGCCAUGGCCGUGACGAAUGCUUUUUAAGGAAGUUUAUAAGUAGGUCAUAAGCCAACAAUUAUUUUUAAUGUAUCAAAUAUUUAUAUAUAACAAUUUGUACGAGAUAUAUAAGGUUUGUAAAUUAAUAUAAAUAAAAUGGUAAAUGUUGUGUA
This is a messenger RNA of Pieris napi, 2579 nucleotides long. RefSeq names its product protein bric-a-brac 2-like. Gene Ontology annotation, biological process: regulation of transcription by RNA polymerase II. Gene Ontology annotation, cellular component: nucleus. The record is from RefSeq and is a predicted model, not a curated record. Bases 294 to 1346 code for a protein of 350 amino acids. The transcript has 8 exons. Gene Ontology annotation, molecular function: protein binding. Lineage: Eukaryota; Metazoa; Arthropoda; Insecta; Lepidoptera; Pieridae.